Geosmithia morbida is the source of this 249-nucleotide messenger RNA. RefSeq lists its product as uncharacterized. The coding region runs from base 1 to 249 and encodes 82 amino acids. Lineage: Eukaryota; Fungi; Ascomycota; Sordariomycetes; Hypocreales; Bionectriaceae. The record is from RefSeq and is a predicted model, not a curated record. The transcript is spliced from 2 exons.
AUGGUGGUGGGUGUGGGCACAGGCGUAGUGGGAAUCUCGCUCGUCGCAGUCGUGCCGGGCACUGCAGUCGUGGGAAGCUCGUCUGUCUCAGUCGUGCCGGGCACUGCAGUCGUGGGAAGCUCCCCUGUCGCAGUCGUGCCGGGCACUGCAGUCGUGGGAAGCUCGUCUGUCUCAGUAGUGCCCGGAGUGGACGUGGGCGUGGGAACCUCGGUCAAGUCCUCCUCUGUGGUGGUGCCAGGAUCGUGGUGA